AUGACCCAUCAUCUCCCCCCAAACUUGUUGGCCCUCUUCCAGCCUCGUCCGCCGCUCAGAUACCUCCCGGCCCACGAUUUCCCGCCAGAAGACCGCCGCACUCACCGCAUUGAUGGCGUCGCCGCUUUCCUUCCGGCACUCGCCGAAAAGGUCAAGAACGCAGACUCGGAUCCCGUGCCCAUCUCGGAAUCCUGGCUCGAACGUCGCGAUCGCAUCAAAAACGAGAAGAUCUGGAAGCAGGAAUGGCUCAAGAACGAAGGCGCCAAAGAGCUCUACAAUCCCACAAAGGACAAGAACAUCAGAGGCGAUGMCUUUUCCACUCUGUUCGUUGGCCGCCUUCCAUACAACGCUGUCAGCAAGGACCUCGAGAUGGAGUUUAGUCGCUUCGGGCCAAUUGAGCGCGUGCGCAUUGUAAUGCCGGUGGAUGAGAAUGGUGACAUCAAAAAGGGCGCGAAGCCGAGAGGGUAUGCCUUUGUGCUGUUCGAAAAGGAGCACGAUAUGAAGGCUGCAUACAAGGAGUGCGAACGUCUCACAAUCCGCGGCAGACCUGUACUGGUCGAUGUGGAGCGCGGACGUACAGUUACCGACUGGAAGCCCCGACGCUUCGGCGGCGGCCUGGGCGGACGACACUACACUAAAGCAGUGUCAAAACCAUCCGGAGGUGGCUUUGGAGGUCCACCCAUGGGUCCAGGCGGCUUCGGAGGCCGGGGAGGUUUCCGCGGCGGUUUCAAUGAUCGCGGAGGCGGCUUCAGAGGCGGCAGGGGUGGUGGUGGCUUCCGCGGUGGAUUCGACCGUGGCAGUGGAGGCUCACGAGGCUAUCCUGACGGUGCGCCAGCUGGCCCUCGUGGUGGCUACGGAGGUGGAGGUGGGUACGGCGGUCGUGGAGGAGAUGACCGCGGAUUCGGCGGUGGAGGACGUGGUGGACGCGACAAUGCCAACUUUGAGCCAUUACCGCCCCGAGGUGGAGGCGGAUACCGGGACCGCGACCGGGACGGUGGUGGUGGAGGAGGAGGCAGAGAUUCGUACAAUCCUGGCCAGAAGCGUUCACAUGAUGGUGGUGGGUAUGAGGAUUCCAGGCAGCGGAGGAGAUACUAG
Molecule: messenger RNA, 1095 nt
Organism: Ramularia collo-cygni
Lineage: Eukaryota; Fungi; Ascomycota; Dothideomycetes; Mycosphaerellales; Mycosphaerellaceae
Exons: 2
Coding region: 1-1095 (364 amino acids)
Biological process (GO): mRNA splicing, via spliceosome
Cellular component (GO): precatalytic spliceosome; U1 snRNP; U2-type prespliceosome
Molecular function (GO): U1 snRNA binding; mRNA binding
Source: RefSeq, a predicted model, not a curated record